AUGACUAAAUAUCGUAUCGGCGUCGACGUCGGCGGCACAAAUACCGACGCUGCGAUCAUCGAUAUCCUCGCUAUUGACUCUCCCUCACGCGGUGUCUGCGCUUCCACGAAAACUCCAACAACCCCGGACGUGACGUCUGGUAUAUAUACCGCAAUUCAGGAUGCACUGGAGCAGUCCCAUGUCGAUAGGCAGGAUGUUGUUAGUGUCGCGAUCGGCACAACGCAUUUCGUCAAUGCGGUGGUUCAAGCAGACCCGAGUCGACUGAGUAAAGUCGCUGUCGUGCGGCUUUGUGGUCCCUUUACGAGACAGGUGCCCCCCUUUGCAGAGUUUCCGUCCGAUUUAAAGGAUAUCAUGGGUGGUCCGGUGUUUUACUUGGAUGGUGGCCUUGAAAUCGACGGGCGCGAAAUCGCACCAUUGAAGAAAGAUCAGAUUAAAGCUACUGUGAAGAGUAUUCAAGAUGCAGGCAUCAAGAUGGUAGCUCUUCUGGGCGUGUUUUCGCCAUUAGAUCACGAUGGGAUUCACGAAGAGACCUGUAAAAGGUUCAUGCUCGGCUUUGACCCCUCGCUAUCCAUCGUCUGUUCGCAUUCUAUCGGUCGCAUCGGUUACUUGGAGAGGGAAAACGCAACUAUCCUCAAUGCCUCCAUUCUUGGCUUCGCCAGGAAAACGGUCAGAGCCUUUUGUAGCGCAGUGGUCAAACUACAACUGCGUUGUCCGUUAUAUCUUACCCAAAAUGAUGGCACCUUGACUGAUGCAGGUACGGCGGCUGAAUUGCCCAUCAAGACCUUCGCCAGUGGACCGACGAAUAGUAUGACUGGUGCUGCCUUUCUUGCUAACUUGGAUCGGGGUGGUGGUCCGAAACAAUCGGAUCAGCAGGUUCUGGUCGUUGAUAUCGGUGGGACAACUACUGACCUCUGCGCGCUGCUUCCAUCUGGAUUUCCACGUCAGGCACCAAACUUCGUGGAGGUUGGAGGCGUGCGGACUGCGUUCUCAAUGCCUGAGGUUCUAUCGGUUGGGCUUGGUGGUGGUAGUCGUAUAGCUGUGGAUGAACAGACUGGGGUCGUCAGUGUUGGGCCAGAGUCUGUGGGCCAUUAUCUCACUAGCCGCGCCAUGGUAUUUGGUGGUGAUGUGAUGACUGCGACAGAUAUCGUUACAGCAUCUGGAAAGGCUGAUAUUGGGGAUCACAAGAAGGUAGAACAUGUUCCUGCGGAGGUUGUCACCAAGGCCCGCCAACAGAUUCGGAAAGUCCUGGAACGUGCUAUUGAUGGUAUGAAGAUCUCCGACCAGCCGGUUGUGUUGCUGCUCGUGGGUGGUGGUUCGGUCAUUCAUAUGGAUGCUUUGAACGGUGUCGCCGAGUGCAUCAUCCCGCCGCAUCAUGACUCUGCGAAUGCUGUUGGAGCGGCUAUUGCUAAGGUAGCCGGAGAGAUAGACGUGAUUGAGCUACUAGAGGGUCGUGAUGAGAAGCAGGUGCUCGAAGCAGCGAAACAACGGGCUAUAGAUGCAGCUGUUGCCCGUGGAGCAGAAAAAGAAGGGGUCAGGAUCGCUACAAUCGAGAAGAUCCCUCUUACCUAUGCUACAAAUAAGGCGACACGGCUAGUAAUCAAGGCGAUUGGGAAUCUUACCCCCCCAAGUAUUGAUAGCCAGGUGGUACCACAGUCCCAGGUCUUCCAGGAGAGUAUAAACGACGAUCUCGACGCAAACGAUGAUGAACCUAGUAACAUCAAUUCACCGCGCGAGACACCCCAUUUCGAUGCGAAGCCAUCACUCCAGGUCGAUCUGGAUAGAUACCGACCCGAUGUCCGCAACAACACAUGGUUCAUAUCCCCCGUCGACCUAGAGUUUAUGGCCGCCGGCACAGGAGUCCUGGGAACAGGCGGCGGUGGUCCUUCUCGAAUACAGUACCUCCAUUGCCUCCAAUUUCUGCAAGGUCCGGGAUACACAGGAAACAUGCGCGUCGUCAAGGCUGCCAGCUUGAGGGACUCGGAUGUUUGCGUCACGGGCUCGUGGUUCGGUGCCCCUAGCGUCUCGAGUGAGCGUCUCUCAGCAGGGACUGAAUUGGCCUUAGCCAUUGAAAGCUGCGCGAACGUUACCGGCAAGAAGGACUUUCAUGCCAUUGUGACAGACGAAAUCGGAGGCGGGAAUGGUUUAUCGGCAUUCCCAUCCAGCGUGAUGUACGAUAUUCCGGUGGUGGAUGGGGACUUGAUGGGGAGGGCAUACCCGACGCUAGAGCAUUGUACGCCAUACGUCUACGGACUCUCCUCCACUCCCUGCGCCGUCGCAGACGGAAGAGGGAAUGUAUCUAUCAUUCUACACGCCGAAAGCAACCGCCGCGCCGAGACAAUGGCACGAAGCCAAUGUGUCGACCUGGGAAAUAAGGUCGCCCUAUCGACUGCACCACUCACAGGCGCGCAGACCAAGAAAUACAUCAUACCAAACACUAUCUCUCAGGUGUGGUACAUCGGGAGGGCUGUGUAUCGUGCUCGGCAAUCAAAGACGGACAUGAUUCAAGCUAUUUUUGAUACCUCGCCCGGCAAAAUCCUCUACACUGGCAAGAUCAUUGACGUCAAACGGGAUGUUAGCCGCGGCUAUACAAUGGGCUAUUGUCUGCUUGCGCCUCUGAGUAGUGACGAGCGAGAGACUACUCUUUCUUCUACUUGUAGUGAUGGUAUGGAAGAGAAUCACUACUUAGUUAUUCCCUUCCAGAAUGAGUUUCUUUAUGCCGCUUACACAGAUCCCGAUGCUCCAGAGGAGGUAUCCAAACAGGAAAUUAUCUGCACUGUCCCCGAUUUAAUUUCGAUACUAGGACAGGAUGGUGAGGCGAUUGGAUCGCAGGAACUCCGAUAUGGUCUCAAAGUUAAUGUGAUUGCUAUGGCAGCGCAUCCGUUGUGGACGACAAAAGAAGGACUGGGUAUUGGGGGUCCGAAGGGAUUUGGAUUGGAUAUGGAGUGGACGAAGUUGGGGGAGUACUGGGAGCCGAGGAGUGUGAUUGAGGAGUUCAAUAGAGUUGAGUAG
Messenger RNA from Aspergillus caelatus, 3009 nucleotides. RefSeq lists its product as uncharacterized. The record is from RefSeq and is a predicted model, not a curated record. The transcript has 5 exons. NCBI's taxonomy places the organism in Eukaryota, Fungi, Ascomycota, Eurotiomycetes, Eurotiales, Aspergillaceae. Gene Ontology annotation, molecular function: 5-oxoprolinase (ATP-hydrolyzing) activity. Gene Ontology annotation, biological process: glutathione metabolic process. Gene Ontology annotation, cellular component: cytosol. The coding region runs from base 1 to 3009 and encodes 1002 amino acids.